AUGGGACGUUUAUGGUUAUUAUUUCUUUAUGUCGUUACAACUACGUUUAUUAUACAUGGAAGUAGAGGAUGCACAAUAAGUGGAAUCUCUAAUUGGCUAUUACCUCAAAACAGAGAAAUUUUCGACAUUCAUGAUGGGGUUAUAUUCAACGCAACAACCUCAGACAUCCAAAGUAUAAUUGGUGUAACCCAUAGAGACGGACUUAAUAGUGGGCCUUAUGUUGAUAUAGCACAUAUUGAUUCCGAGCUCAUCAUUUCAACCAGUGCUACUUUCAGAAACUUUGAGAAUCAUGAAACUGUUCCAUCCAUGGGUUUUUCUAUAAAUUUUAGAUGCUCCGAUGGUUCUUCAGCUCCUUUGGUUUUUAACAUUGAUGUGAUAGAUACAAACAACAAUGACCCUGUAUUUAAUUCAACCACUUACGAAUAUACAUUGCCAUUUCCGAUUCCGCCAAACUUUUCAAUAACUAACUGCAUCAACGAUUUAUUCGUCCGUGACAUCGACUUAACAACUGAAAGAAUUGAGUUUACAUUAGAAGGGAGUACGUUAUUUGAAAUUUCAUAUGGCGGAUCGACGGUCCCGAAAGAAUUCACAGCUAUAUUGAGAACCACGACAUUUAUCAGAUCAAUCACUGAGCCGAUAUUACUUACAAUAACAGCAACGGACGUAGAUAGAACUGGUGAUCCACGAAGGACAACUUCUACUAUAGUUACAAUCUUAGCAGAUAGCGAGUUCUCGUUGCCCGAAGAACCAACUUUUUCGCAACCCUUCUAUAUAGCGUCGUACACGAGAGAACAUGAUAUCGUUUUAACAGAUUCUAUUACCUUAAGCCAAGGUUAUGACAGUCAAGUGAUAUUUAGUCUGGACGGGCAAUUUUCCGAUUAUUUUUCACUGCUAAGAAAUGAAAACCAAAUCACCCUCAGAGUGGAAACUGAACUUGACUUAGAGGAACUUGAGCAAAACGAGAUUUAUCUCGUCGUUAAAGCGGAAAGAGACUACACAAAUGGCGCUACCGCAACGAUCAUUUUACGACUACCCAAAGCUAGGGAAUUAACAUUUGAAAAACCAUCGUACAGUGGAACUCUGGAAACGAAUAUUGUUAACUUGGAAGAUGUUAUUUUGAAUGUGGGUUUCAACAACGACGUUUUGUUUCGACUUACUGGACGAUUUGCAGAGCUAUUUAAUAUUAUAAAUUAUGAAAAUAGAGUUGUUAUUGAAACAAAAGAGGCAAUAUCAGAAAACAUAUUACAAGAGAACAAUUUCCUUGUAUUGACUCUAACUGCAUCCGCCCCAUAUGCUACAACAGCUUCGACGACUAUUUUCCUUGAAAUAAAAAAAGACGACUAUGUGACACCUGUAUUCAGUCAAAACAUUUAUAGCGGAAUGUACGUAUCCGACUCAGAAGUUACAUUUCCAAACAUCGUUUUAACCCAAGGCUACGAUGAAACAGUAACUUAUAGAUUAGAAGGAGAAUAUGCAAAUUAUUUUACGCUAAGUUCAAAUUUAAACAACGUUUUACUUAAUUUAAAUUCAACAAUUCCUAAAGAUGUAAUAUUUAAUGAGAAAGUUUUGCUAUUAAACAUUUUGGCUGAAAAACCUAGAACAGUCGGGGCAAACACAGCUAUCGCUCUAAAAUUCGGAACAGAAUUAACGGAAGCUUCAAUUUUGAAAUUCUCCAAGAGCACUUACAACGGCCACUUAAAUGAUGGAGAACUGACAGUAGAGGAAAUAAUUUUAGAAUCAGGGUAUACACCACAAAUCACAUUUACAUUAAAAGGAGAUUUUAAUAAUAGCUUUACCAUUUUAAAUACUAACAAUGUAGUAAAAAUUGCAUUAUCGAGUACGGCAUCCAUAGAAGACCUUGCACAAAACAGAUUUGUAGUGUUGGAAAUUGAAGCAACAGGAGAAAGAGCUGUACCCGUAAUAACAAGUGUGAUAAUUGAUAUACCAGAAAUCGAAAUUGUAAAUCCAAUCUUUUCAAGACCAUUCUACAGUGGAUCUUACAGAAAAGAUAAAGGUUUAGUAUUCACAGAAGAAAUAACUCUUCAAAGUGGUUACGAUAGCAGUGUUUUAUUUAGCUUAGAAGGAGAACAUUCACAAUGGUUUACUCUACAACAAAAUGAAAAUUUAAUUGCAUUGAUUUCCAAUCAAGUCAAUCCCCUUCCUCAAGAUAUAUUAGACCAACAUAGCAACUUAAUGUUUGCAAUUGUAGCUAAUAAACCAAAUACUACUGAUGGAAAAGCAGCAAUACAUAUUGAUUUGCCAAAAGAAACGAUGAACCUACAAUUUGAGAAAAACAGUUAUAUAGGACGUAUAGAAAAUGGUUAUUUACAUUUGGAAGAAAUACGACUUAAUGGCGUUGUUGUAUCUUCCGUUGAACUAAACCUGGUAGGUGACUAUGAGUCGUAUUUUGAUAUAACAAUAGAGUCUGGUGCUAUAGUCAUUCGACUUCUUGAUAUACCUGAAGAAGUAAUUGAAAAUAAUAACGUGAUUACACUUAAUUUAGAAGCAUCUCAAAUAAAUGCAAUUAAAGGCCAUACAACAAUUGUUUUGGAAAUUAUUAGGACAGAAGUAAUACCACCCAUAUUCGAGCAACCCUAUUACUUCGGUGAAUAUUCGAAUCAAGAAGGUUUAAGCUUCCCUAAUGUGAUUAGGCUCAUUCGAGGUUUUGAUGAAAUCGUCUCCUUUGAACUUGAAGGCGACAGUUCGCAGUGGUUCAAUUUAGUCGAAAGAGAAGAAAACAACUUCACGUUAACACUUAAAAAUGAAAACUUGCACGAUUUAACAGAUAGAGAUAUUUUGAUAUUCACCGUUGUAGCACAUAAAACUAAAACUGAAUCUGCUCACGCUACUAUUGUUAUUUCAUUAAAAGGAGGAAACCCUACAUUGAAGUUCGAACAAACAAGUUAUGUGGGGUCUAUCAACAACAGCGUUGUUAUCCUGAGCCAGAUAACUCUAAGCGAAGGAUACCACGAAAAUGUUUCUUUUAGUUUGCAUGGAGCACUGGCACCAUUCUUUAACUUAUUGCUAAAUGAAUCAAUUAUAACUUUGGAAGUUUAUGAAAUUAUACCCGAAGAAGUACUAGCGGCGAACAAAAUAAUUGUGCUUGACUUAAUAGCAUCAGCUCCGAACACUGAAACAGCGAUUGCCGUGAUAGUACUCGAUGUCAUAGAAAAUGAAACGCCUCCAUUAGAACAAUUAAUUUUUGAUAGAACAUAUUACACGGGUCAUUAUUCUAACGGUCAAUUUGAAUUCAACCAAAUAAUAUCCUUGGCCAGUGGGUACGACAGCUCAACGAUAUUCAGAUUAGAAGGAGCAUUCACCGAAUGGUUUCACCUUCAGCAGUCUGAAAACUGGGCAACACUUGUGCUGUCCGACUCGAUUCCAUCCUCCGUCCUCGCUGCAAACCAAGUUCUUGUCCUCGACGUACGCGCGGAGACUAGCGCCGGCGCAACCGGAAGAACAAUUGCCGUUGUGACACAUGAUUAUGAAACCGACGAGGCAUUCGACAAAAUUCUUUAUGAUGGAAAACUCGAAAAUGGCGUGGUAUCCCACGAAACGAUUACCAUAUCCGGAUACAGUGGUACCAGUUUAGAAAUUAUUGGAGAGCAUCAGUCUUCGUUCCAAGCCAGUGCUCAGAACGGCAUUGUGACGAUAAGCCGGUCUCCGUCGGCAGCGCCUUUGCCCGCGUACCUCACGUACGUCCCGUUGACACUGCAGGCUGAUCGUGCUAGCGCUGUACUUCUGCUAGACGUCGUCGAUUCAGGAUCACAAACUGAAGUGGCAUUUGACAAAGUUCUUUAUAGCGGAAGAAUCGAGGAUGGCGUUGUAUACCACGAGGCGAUUACCAUAUCGGGAUACAGUGGCACCAACAUACAAAUUGUGGGAGAGUAUCAGUCUUCGUUCCAAGCGAGUGUUCAGAGCGGCAUCGUGACGGUAAGCUUGUCUCCGUUGGCGGCUCCCUUGCCAGCGGACCUCGCGCACGUCCCGCUGACCCUGCAGGCUGGUCGCGCUGGCGCCGUACUUCUGCUAAGCGUCAUAGGCUCAGGAACUACUAAUCCACCAGAUGUGACUUUUAGUAAGUCAUCAUAUUUCCUUUGGGCUGAUGUGGAACAAACUGGAGUGGUUGGAAGAGUAGAGGCCACUGCAAGCAACAAUGAAGCUAUCGCGUAUUCUCUUCAAUUUAACGAUGAGUUUCUCCAGGACGUUAUAACAAUUAAUAACGAAGGUGAAAUCCUCCUGUCAAAUUCUAUCCAAUCAGGUGUUCAUAGUUUCACUGUAAUAGCCACUACACAAAACAGUCGAGCUACUGCCACUGCAUCGGUGUUGCUCCGCAUUGAAGCUUUGCCGAAAUGUGACACUGAGAUAGGCUUACCCCCGUUGAUAGUGUUAGAGAGACUUGAAGAACAACCUCAUGAAAAUUUAAUUGUCUUCAAUGAAACAAGUAACAAUUGCCGAUAUGAGCUGUCAAACAGCUGGCCAGCGGAUCAAUCAUGGUUAUACAUUGACAAAAAAGGACUACAUUCGAGGGCUAUCGACCGAGAAGAUCAAUCAAUCGCUUUUAUGACUUUAUCUCAGAUUCAAGUGGAACUAAUUCUCUCCUGCGACAGUGAUGUAACAUCGGUCGCUAAGCGUUCAUUAAACGCAGGAAUACUCGAACCGGGGUCCUAUAACUACGGUUCUAAUAAAUGGAUUUUGGCCGAUACUAUUGAAUACAAUCCGAGACGUAGUUUGGUGAACCUUAUUGUUAAUGAUAUUAACGAUAAUCCUCCGAUAUUCAUUGGAAAGGAAACCGAACCAAUUUAUGUCGGUUUUCCAGAGCCGGAACUCGAUGAUAUGAUUUUACCACGAGCUUUGGUCGAGCUAAAGGCAACGGACGCAGAUAUUGGUGAAAACGCUGCGUUAAUGUAUUGGAGCAGCGAGGAAGGCAUCGCGGUAGCGCCACGAACUGGCUUCGUGCACGUGCGAAAUAACGCUCGCUUGGAAAACAACUCUCGCUUCACGGUGUACGCCACAGAUUUGAAUGGAAGAGGUCGUAACGGAACUUUAGAUAUUGUGGUGAAAAUAUUAAACAUAAACCAAAUUGCGGUUGUUACUGUCCAAAGUGCAUUUUUAGAUGACGAAAACUCCGUAUUAAAUGAUCUAAGUGACGCUGUAGGAUACCAAAUUAAAGUUUUGAGAGGGGUUGUAAUUUCUCAAAAUAAUGAAGAUUUAUCAAGAACACGACGUAAUUUAGGCUUUGCUGAUAUAUCUUUGCAACUUUAUAUAUAUGGAAUACAUGAAAAUGAACCAGUCAAUGUCGUUCGCCUCACUAGAGAUAUAAAUAACAGCAAUGCUGCAUCUGUGAAUAUUGCCCGCGUGCUAUCUCUAGAAGAUCAUCUUGAAAGUCUUGCGAUAUGUCCAGUUCCAGAACGUGACAUUGGCUUGUUGGUAGCCACAAUAGUUCUCGCUGUACUGUUAUUGAUCGUUAUCGUUACGAUAAUUCUAUAUUUUGUCCUGAGCAGGAGAAAAAAUGACAGUUAUAACCAAUUCGAUGACAAUAACAGCGAUGGGUCUCGCAGUAAUACAAUAGAACCAAUUCCUAAAGUAGAAAUAUUAUCGAAACCUAGGCUUGACAUUGAGGAGCUAAAGAGAAGCGAACGGCGACUUCAAGAAAGACUCGAUAUUCCCACAGUGUCAAUUGGACCAGAAAUUAACGUAAAUGAUGUGAAAGAUGAACCGCUGACAGAAACAAUAGUUGACAUUGUUACUCCCGUUCCACAGCUACCAAUAGUCAUACAAUCAAUCGACAAGUUAAAAGAUAGUGCUGAGGAAUCUGAUGAAGAUGAAUUUGGUGAAAAGAAAGGACAGCGAAGAAAGUCUGUCGUUACAUUUAACGAAAACGUGGAAAAAAUCAUUCAUUUGGAAGAUUUGGACGAAGCUGACACACCGGAACCUACUUUAGAAGUUUAUAAAUUUUGAAGUUUACCAUAUAUAAUGUGAUAAACGAGAAUGUUUGGUGGAGUUUAAUUAAUAUUACAAAAAAAAAUACAAAUAUUUAUUUAUACAUCAAUAAAUAAAUACUCAUGUA
Messenger RNA from Melitaea cinxia (Glanville fritillary), 6067 nucleotides. RefSeq lists its product as uncharacterized. The transcript is spliced from 29 exons. Gene Ontology annotation, biological process: cell adhesion. Gene Ontology annotation, molecular function: calcium ion binding. The record is from RefSeq and is a predicted model, not a curated record. Gene Ontology annotation, cellular component: plasma membrane. NCBI's taxonomy places the organism in Eukaryota, Metazoa, Arthropoda, Insecta, Lepidoptera, Nymphalidae. Bases 1 to 5958 code for a protein of 1985 amino acids.